Molecule: messenger RNA, 8634 nt
Organism: Plutella xylostella (diamondback moth)
Lineage: Eukaryota; Metazoa; Arthropoda; Insecta; Lepidoptera; Plutellidae
Gene: Mid1
Product: calcium-permeable channel component Mid1
Biological process (GO): calcium ion import across plasma membrane
Cellular component (GO): plasma membrane
Molecular function (GO): stretch-activated, monoatomic cation-selective, calcium channel activity
Source: RefSeq, a predicted model, not a curated record
GUAUAUGGGCCUGCUGGAAGAGGGCACAUGUACAUUGUACACCCGCCGAUUCCGCGUUGUUGACCGACGAACUUAUAGACAGAUGUAGCCUGUAAUGGCCGGACGAGGAAUGCCGGAGACAGAGUAUUGUGGCACUCCUAGGAAGAAGCCUGCACGAAUACAGUGCAAAAUGAUCUUAUUAACCAUAAUAGGUACAUGAUAAUACCUAUCCAAAUUUGAUUCAGUAUAAAUAUUCUAUUAUCUUUAAUGCCAUCUACUUGCCAGCAUUUGAAUCAAGUUGUAACUCUGGUUAGAUGAUAGGGUAGGGCGGGCGGUAAUCCACGGUCGACCGCGAGAGGGCGCCCCGGCGGAGGGCGGGCGGCGCGCGGCGAGGGCGGCUGCGCGCGCACGGUUACAUAACGAGGGCUCCUCGACAGCGCAGCGCCAGCGAUCGAUGCGCGAGUGGCUCGCGCCGGGCGGGGGGAGUCAGUCGAGCGGCGAGCGAGCGACAUGGCGGCGCGCCCACCCCGCGCGGCGGUCCCGCGCCCGCGGCCCGGGCCGCGCGAGUAGGUCGCCAUGCGCGAUGCGGUAUGAGGCAUCGCCGCGCCCGGCGGGCCGGCCCCCGCUAGCGGCGCCGCCCCCGCCAUGCGAGCGCCGCCGCUGCUGCUGCUGCUGCUGAUGGCGGCCGCGGGUCUGGCCGUGAGUCCGCUCGCGCGCCUCAACCCCUGGCUGAGCGCGUGCGACCUGGAGGAGGAGGGCGCGGGCGGCGCGCGCGAGUGCAGCGGGGCGGCGGCGUGUGGCGGCGGCGGCGCCGAGCCGCUCUCGGCGCGCGACGUGCCGCGGCUGUGCGCGCUGGCGGCCGGCGAGCGCGCGCGGCGGCUGAGCGCGCUGCGGCUGCGCGCGUGCUGCGAGCGCUCGCCCGCCUCCGCGCUGGACGCGGCCGCGCGCGCGCACGUGCAGGCCGGCGGGCCCAGCUGCGAGCACACGCUCUUCGACUUGCUGCGUCUGGACGAGAUGGUGGCGCGCGUUCACUGCGACUUUGCCGAUAUCCUCACGCGCUACGACUGCGAACAGUCAUACUCCGUUCAUACUUGUCACGAGUGCCAGGAGACGUACCGGCGGUGGGCGUGCAGCACGAUGGUGCCGCUGUGGGUGGAGGAGGGCGCGGAGGCGGAGGGCGGCGAGGCGGGCGACGAGGCGGGCUCGGGGCGCGCGCGGCGCGGCGGCGAGGCGGCGGCGCGGUGGCGCGCGAGGCACCUCGAGCGCGUGGGGCACCUGGACCGGCGGCGCGGCGGCGGCGUGGUGGGCCGCUGGGUGCGCGCCGCCGCCGCGGGGCCCGGCCGGCCGCUGGCGCGCCUCAAGCCCUGCCUGUCCGUGUGCCAGCUGGUGGAGCAGCACUGCCCCUACUUCCUGCCCGCGGACCGCGCGCCCGCCUACCCCACACAGUAUGCCGGCGAGCCCACGUUUCUGUGUCUCGACGAGCGGAUACCGGAGACGGGCGGGCAGGCCAACAACUCCAACUACGGGCCCGACUCGUGCUGCUACUGGCACUGCAGCGGGCGGCUGUGCUACCGCUGCUCCACGCGGCUGGCGGCGGGCGCGGGCGGCGCGGCGCCCACGUGCGCGGCGGUGGAGGAGCGCGUGCCGGGCUGCUCCGUGCCGUACCAGGCGCCGGGGGCGGGGCGCCGCGCCGCGCCCGCGCCGCUGCUGGCCGCCGCCGCGCUGCUGCUGCUGCUGGCGCACUCACGGACCGCUCUAGCCGCGUGCGUGCCUAUAGUGAAUGUGCGCGACUCGAGGUUAUAGUUUUACGUUUUUGUGCGUCGCACCCCCGCGUGCCGCGAGCGCCGGACUACGACCCGAACUUCUAUUAGUGGUGAACUUAUGAUAAUAAAUUACACUUGGUCUCAAGCUCGAUGAUCCCCGCGAGCCCGCGGGGGGCGCGGGGGACGCGCGGGGGACGCGCCGUCGCGGGCCGCGGGGCUGCACUGUAACUAAAUGUUUGUAUCAGAUUGAUUGUUCACACCUGGUACUAUAGAAACACCAAUAUUCUGAAUGGUUAUUUAUGCAUUCGAUCACAUACGCUUGCGUUAUUCGCCGAUAUUCCGGCCAAAUGUUAAUGUUUUCGACACAAUUUGUAAAAAAGUCACGAGAAAUAAAGAAAGUUACAUAAUAUAUAUAUUUUAAAUAGUGUUUUACAGUUUCAACAUUAAUAGGCACUGUUUUUUAUGUUAUUUUUGCUAAUAGUUUACAUAUAGAGAGAAUUUUGUGCAAUCAUUGUUAAUACAGAAAUAAAGCUCUCAAAAUUAAUUAAAGUUAUACGUACAUUAUAAGAUUUCCGUUCAUAAAUUAGUGGUCCCGUUAAAAUGGAUCUUUACAAGUUGUUACUCUUGCAAACACCAAUAAAUAAUAAUAAAUGUUACUGAUAUACAACAGCUCUAUUGACAUGUGAUACGGAGGCUUCAUCCCGCGGCGCUCAGCCGGCGGCCGGUGCGUACUGUAUUUUAUACACAAUGAAGAUGAAGUGUUCUAACUCAUUUUGAUCAUAGUGACAAUAGAUGCGUUUUGGAUCGUUUGUAGAAAGUUAUUUUUCUAAUGUUGCAUACACCGCGCGGGGGCGGGGGCGGCGCGGGCGCUGCAGCCUCCAGCGAGCAACACUUUUGUAUGUAGGCACUUAUUUAUAAACAAUAUUUUGUACAUAGUGUCGAAGGUCCGCCACCCGCCGCCGGCGCCGCCCCUCCUCCAUCGACUGCGGAAGCCUAAAUUGCAGGUCUUCUAAUACGAUAUUGACUUAAAGUAAUAUAGGCAUAAUUAAAGUAGUUGUUGUUUUGUAAGAAGUAAAAAUGUGACUAUACAUAUAAUGUGAAUUAUAUGUAAUAUAUCCGUCUUAUGAAGUAUCAGUCAAGAUUAGAACAGAAUUAACAAGGAUAAAAUGAUUUUUAUAUCAAUUGAUUUUUUAAUAUAUAUUAUUUUAUAUGUAUAUUGAACGUAUUAUGAUGUUUGCCGUCACCGAGAUACUUUAAUAAUUAGGUUUAAAGUAUUUGUUAGUUUAUUGUAUUAUUUUGAAAAAAUAUUAAAAGAUAGAGGUGUUGAAUAUUAUGUGAUUGAAACAUGAAAAAAUAUAAUUAAUGGUUAUUAAGACUUUAUUGAAUGGAUAUUUGUUGAGAUAUUAUCCCUCGAAGGGGAUGUAGUUGUUGUAUUCAAAAUGAUAAAAGAUAAUAAUAUUAAGUAAGUUAUUUUUUACUUUUUGUAUCAUGUACAUAACGACAAGGACGAUUUGUUGACUUCUAAUCCCGAACUUGUUUCAAAUCUGAUCAUAUACGAAGGUGCUAAAGGUCUAUUACUGCUUCUUUCGUCACGGCUUCGUUGUACUCACAUACCCACUUACUAAGUACUCACGUACUGGCGUACUCCUGUUGGUAAUCACCGCCCAUUUUGCUUUCACCUCGAUAAAUCAUCUGUCGUUGCAAAUAUACCUAUUUUAGACAUAUACAUACAUAUAAUUGUUGGUCAGUAGUCUAACGUAACUGAAUAUGACUGAAAGCCAAUUGCUAUUUUUUGCCGGAUAAUCUCAAUAAAGUUUCUUUCAAAACUUUACUUUUGUGUGUAACAGUUGCAUUACACUGAAUUAUGGAUUACCUUUUUGAUAAAUUAAACGUGUUCAUUAUUAUUUCACAUACAGAACUUCACAAAUCCAAAAAAAUAUUUGUUUGUAUGUAAAUUGUUCAUAAAAUCUUUAUACAUACAAAAAUUUCAAUCGAUAUUUCAAAUCUCUAUUUAACGCGUACCGCGCACCCUUUGUCGUUCACUGCAAGUUUAUGAAAUCUCGUUUAAUUAACAUAUAGUAACAGUAGUCAACGCGAACACGUAACCUACUUGUCUAAAACUUCGAAAGAGCGUGAAAACUUCGUCAAUUCGAUAUCAACCACACAUUCGUAGGUUUAAUAUAUUUCAGUAGUCCAAUCUAAAUCACUGUAGCUGAUUUUAAUGAGGUCACUCGCGUAUGUAAAAAUCCUAUCGAGGGUAUCUAAAUUAGUAAUAGAAAUGAAUUAACUAGACCAUAAUUAAUUGGAACAAUUUGAAGCACUCGUUAAAACUCACACGUUUUCCAUACGAUCCUCUUCUUCGUAGUAGUGUCGACUCUCUCGUUCGUAUGGUUCUUCAAGUCUUCUCUGUCUGUCUGUCGCUGUCUAGAGUAGAUGUUAUAUCGACCAAACGAGAGGAGUCUGGCGGGUCUUCACCAACUACCCCAAUCUUAAAACGUGAGUCGAAAUCAUUCUUAACGUAUCAUUUGCAACAUGCAGUUUCACAGUAAUGAGUCUUUUAUAUUUAAAUGCGAGAUAGGUACUCUUAAGAAAAAUAGAAACUUUAAUUAGAUUGCGUUACAAUCUGCAGAUGCCUUGUAUUUUACAACAUUAAGGAAUAGGGUCGCAAUUUGAGCAAUAAUACAAUUGUUAAUACAUAACGAAGUAGCCAUCCAAGAAUAAUUCACUUGAUACAGCGAGUACCUAAGUCGAGUCGGGUUUAGAUUGUGUAUACAUGGUGAUCGUCACGAGAUGCGGUGUGCGCACAGCGCGGGCGGGCCACACUACAGGGGGCUCUCGAGCUUUACGAAACGAACGCUAUAUGUGCGCUUAAUACACGUGUAUUUCGUACCAUGAAUAUAAGUAAUAAGGGUAGGGCUGCGUUCCAAUAUAAACAUAAUCGUGGAGCCCUAGUGACACCCAGUCUAGUUUUUUACGGUAUACUACAUAAAAACAGAGCAUGUUCAGAUUCAACUUACAUUAUUCAAGUCCCACUUAAAGUUUAAAUUCAUACUUAAUGUAGGCUGUGAAGUAAUUAAUCGUUUUUCUAGUAGAUACUUGUACAAUGUACAAUAUAAGCUGUGUACUGUAAAAAAAUAGACUUCAUAGAUUAUGUACGGUCAGCUGCAUAAGUUACAUCAUUCACGCAACAAUUGGUAACUUUCAUAUUAAAUUAUUCAUCUUAACUAAAAUCAAACUGUACAAUGACAUAGACGGAAGGAAGAUGUUGUUACGGUAACUCUGACGUUGCGUUUUAAGCGGGCUCAUAUUUGUAGCAUUUUGGUGUAUCGUUUCUCCGUUGGUUGGCUCUUAUCUCUAGUUUUGCCGCAAAUAUUCACGGAAAUGCUAUAAAUAUGAACUAAUUUUUAUAACGUGUCACACAAAUUUUCGAAUAGACGUAGGUAUACGUACAUAUUUUCAGCUUGAAAAUCAAGAAGGGAUAGCAAGCGGGUACGUUAACCAAAAGUAUUAAACCACCAAUAUUAAAACAUGCGAAUAAUAAGAGAUGCGUCCGGGAUAUUGUGUUGGAAUGGGCAAUAAUUUAUCUGAUGGUACUUUGUGUCACAUAUAUACAUACACUGUGGCAAGAUCGGUUCAAGUAAUGUGCUCAGUAGACAUACAACUGUACAUACAAGUGUGGCAAGUCUGCGUUGUGUCGAGCGCCAACUCUCGGUUUUCUUAGCUCUAGAUAUACAUUAUAUUUGGUAUUUCGUUGAACGUUUGAUGUAGAGUGUACAUUGUUUUGUCGUACGUAUGUUUUGAUGUACAUAGGUAAAUUGUAAAUGUUUAACGCACAAAUAAUAAAAGUUGCUGAAGAUGUAAAGCUGUGUAUGAAACCUUAUAUAUUUAGCUGUUAACUGUAUCUCUGGGAUUAAUCAAUUAAGAAUACGAAUGUAGACAUUUCUGCGCUCUGGAUGCUGCCAAGGUUUUAUAAAAUUAAUUUUAUAUUUCUUAUGAAAGGGAAAUAAUAUAUUUAUGUAAUGCUAAUUCAGAUGCACUUGUUAAUAUUUUAUUGAGGUUAUAUUAUGUAUAUUGAAGAAGCGGGACUGCACAAGUGCACACGCGCGUCUCCCGUUACGCGCGCGGCCGCUGCAGCUCAUUUCAUUCAUUCGACACACCUUCAACGCACACACGCACAAAUUUGCAAUCACGCGGAAUAUAUAUGCUUUCGGGGACACCUUUGUUCAUUUACACUGAUUGAUAAGUUUAAAUUUCAACUCAAUAAUAACUAUCAAACUUACAUUAUGGUUAAAUCCGAUGAUUUGCGAAGCGGUCUUUCAAUGAUAAAUACAUUUUAACUUGCCACUACUACAAAACGCAAACUAUGAUGUCGUUGCUGGUUGGUACUACUUUGGUACACAUAAAUUCUAUGGGAAAGUUACUAGAGACUGCUACGAAACCGUUACGAGCUUGCUACGACAGCUACGAGCUUGCUACGGGAGUGCUACGACAGCUUCGAGCAAAGUGCGUUCACUUUAUGUGUCAUUGAAAGUGUGUGGCUUCCUAUUCCUAACAAACAAUAGUAUAACAUAGAUAUUAAUGUAAUGGGAAACACCAAAUGAUAGCCUUUUAAAUAUAAUAAACAGCCGGACAUAUCUGGUCUAGGUCAUACACUCUAUGAGAACUCGGUAUUUUUUCACAAGAAUAAAAUAUCAUGCCAAUCAAUAGUAGGUAGAUAAAGUUAAUGUGAUUUAAGUACAAAAUUAUUGUUUCAAGCAAGGAAUAUAGGUAUAAAUGUUAAUAGAGGUUCCAUUUGUAGUUAGCACUGCACCAUUUCCUACCAUACAGUUUAGUGAAUUACUAAUGCUAUUUUAUAAUCAAACUCAAUGACAAUAUUGCAACAGUUCUCGGUAUAUAAUGUAGGUACUUUGCGUCCGUGAACCAGGAAACAACGAAUAAUCUACAGUUACGGUCGAUUUAUUUUACACAUGGCAUUUGUUUUUUAGUAUUUUUUGCGUAUAAUCGAUUUAAAUCAUGCUGCUGACCUACGAAACAUACGUACCUAUUCGUAUCCUUAGUUACUACAAAAGCCGUUUUAUUUUUCUCAAGUUUUACCCGAAUGAAUACUUUAACAUUUAGAUGUAUUUAUUUUCUAUUGUUACAAACAACCUUUUAGAUAUAUAUGAAGCCCAUUAAUACAUUCAGUAGCCCACGAUGUUCUCGGCUGUGCGACAACUAUUAAUGUUAACAUUAUUUCUACUAAGUAAAGCUAAGGAAGGACAGGUUUGGCAAACAUAUUUGACUCUUUCACAAUUUCCUACUUAUUGAAGUAAUCGGCGAUGUAUGUGUUAGCUCAGCGUGUUCUAGUCGUAACAACCGAACCCAAUAGUAUAUGAUAUGCCUUCUAAGUUAGUGUUUAUUGUCGAUACAGGUAGGGCUAAGUUACAAACGCUCAUCACAGCUCGGAUUCGUACUAUGGCUAUUUUAUAAUAACGGCGUAAGGUUAUAAAAAAUAGUAGCGUAAUUUUAUCUCGAAAUUUGUGCCAGGACUCGUCAACUACUCAUCACAGUAUUCGUACAUCCGUAUCCUACGAGAGAAUCUAGCCGAAUUAAUAUAUGGAAAUAUAAACGCUAUGUAGUUUAAGAGAUUGGAACCGUCAGAAACAACGUUGCUUAUGAAUACAUUCUAAUUAAUAAACCGGAUAUUGAUCUGUGCUGCGCAGAAGCCCCGGAUAGGGCCAGGCCCGACAGUGUCUCUUCUGUAAUGACAUUCCUCGCCAGGUCUCACCUCAGCUCCUAGGUAGAACUGGAAGACCUUGGACUAAACGCCGAUCUUAGGUCUCAAGUUCCGAGCAUGUUGUCACUCCAUAUUGAGGCGUAAACUAUUUCAUAUUUUUAUUACUUUGUAACAUUGUCUGCUGUUGUUGAAAUAAGUACUAUAAAUAUAAUGUAUGAAUUUAGAGUUCGUUCCAUUUUUGGAUAUUCAUGUUUUAUAUUGAUUUGGUAGUUUUGUGUUAAAUUAUACUACUUAUAAGGUUUCUACAUGUUAUAUGGAUUAUGAUUUGAUUUAUUGAGUUAAAAAGAAAGUAAAAUAAGAAAUAAUGUAAUAUUAAAAACUGUAACAGAUUCUAUUGAAGUAUUUGUUGAUCACUCUAAAAUUAUUUAUUCAUACGUUUCUGUGUAUAAACCAAACAUUCUUACUAACCAUUACCUAUAUUAUUAUUUUCUUCCGUCUGUGUAAAAGUUAAUUUAUAGUUCAAUACGUUUAUGUGUAAAAUUUAUAUCCAAAUAAAUUCCUACAUAAAGUUAAUAUAUUAUGUAAUUGCAAAGACGAAUACGUAGAUUUACUGACUCAGGUGCCUGCAGAUGUGGAGGAGUAGAGGAGACCAAUGAUUUAGAGUGAUCAGCGACUAUAGUUACAAAAGUUUUAUCAUUCUUGUCUAUCAUCGCAUUGAUUCAAAGCUUAUAUGUUCUAGAUCAUAUAAAUAUAUACAUAUAUAUUAUGUAUUGUUACAAAAAUUAUAAUAAAAAAACCGUGCAUCUCAAUAUUUUUGUCCCAUCAUAGUAUAUAUUACCUAACAAAAUAUUGGAAUGGCAAUCUUUGACUAAAGGGCUGUUUUAGUAUAAUUUUAAUCUACUCGAAUAAGACAGUAAAGUUGCCUAAAUGAUAGUGAGAGAGGUAGCGUAGUAUAAAAUCAUUAACUCGUAAUUACAUAACAAUAAGUAGUCCGGCGAGCGCGGGUAGCCGCGGCGCCGUCCAUCACUGCCACUGCACGCGGGCGAGAUAUAUUGAUAUGAUCUAGGAUGGUGUCGUAGAUGUUUCGAGUAGUGAUCGUAUACUCAUUCUUAUGUUACGCCUUCUAAGAGAUUACCACUGUUAGGGAGCGCCGGACGGGCGUGCGAGCGCGGCGAC